Molecule: messenger RNA, 717 nt
Organism: Danio rerio (zebrafish)
Lineage: Eukaryota; Metazoa; Chordata; Actinopteri; Cypriniformes; Danionidae
Source: RefSeq, a predicted model, not a curated record
AUGUAUGUUCUGUUUCAUUCUUUUUCAGCCAAUGAAUAUUAUGCAACCCAGUGGUCAAGAUGCUUCUUCACCUCUCAUGAUCUGAGUGAUAUGGUGCUUAUCGACAACUAUUAUUUUAAUAAGCAUCUAAUCACGCAGUUCAACAGCACUCUGGGGAAAUUUGUAGGAUUUACUGAGUUUGGAGUACGAAAUGCAGAAAGAUUGAACAACAAUAGUGUCAUUCUGCAAAAAGAGAUGAAAAGUGUCGAUUUAGAAUGCAGAUUUUAUGUUGAAAAGGCAGCUUUCCGUACUAAAGCAGUGAAGCCAACAGUUGUGCUCAGUUCAGUAACUCAGACCGAUGGGAGACGUCCAGCUAUGUUUAUCUGCAGUGCAUAUGAAUUUUAUCCUCAACACAUUAAAGUGUCCUGGCUGAAAGAUGGUAAAGCAGUGACCUCUGAAGUUACUUCAACAAUGGAAAUGGCUGAUGGUGACUGGUAUUACCAGAUCCACUCUGAACUGGAGUACACACCCAGACCUGGAGAGAAGAUCUCCUGCAUGGUUGAGCACGCCAGCUCCAGUAAACCCAUGAUUUAUGACUGGGAUCCAUCUCGUGCUGAGUCUGAGAGGAUUAAAAUUGCUGUUGGGGCAUCUGGUUUGGUGAUAGGAUUCAUAAUAGCGGCUGUUGAACUCUUUUACUACAGAAAAAAAUUAACAGGAAAGAUCCUGGUACCUCAUUAA